GUUAAUCAUCUAAUCAGAGCUUCAAGAAUCUCCGACGCCGGCCGAGAUCGAGAGAACAGCGUAUGGUAGAAUAAUUCCUUUAACUGACUGCCGGAAGAAUGGCCGGGAUGACGGCGAGACAGCAUCCGGUUUCCGGGCUACCAUUGAAUGGCGGAGGAGUGACCUCAGCCAAUACCCCUGCCCCAAGCCUCUCCGACUUGUACACACACUGUGUUUCCGCAGAGAUUGGUGGAUUACCUGACCUUCUCUAUGGCCUACGCUACGGAGGUGUUCGUCAAUCUCCCUUUCCAGUUUUCCAGUCUCCAUUACCGAUGCUUCCUCAUCCAAGAGUUCAAGGAAACGAUAUAAAGCGGAUUAUUACUUUUGCAUAUCCCUUGCCAGAUCUAGCCCUCGAUUAUGCAAUUGUAAACAAUGAAAUUCCUGUCAGACAUCAAGAAUUCCCUGCACUGAUAAAGCUGGUGUGUCGAAAUCGACAUGAUAGUGUGCUACAAGGAGCAAUUUUGUUCCUGAUGAUAUCUGUUAAGACUGCUUGUGAACGUGAGUGGUUUUCCGAAAGAGAUUGUAAAGAGCUCAAUAAUCUGGCUGAGGAGAUUAUAAGUACCUUUGGCAGUGUGCCAGCUUGUAACAUUCUUCAACGCUCCUCGCAAAUGGUUAUCUCGACGAUUAUGUCUCGAUUUUAUCCCUAUUUGAGGAUGGGUCAAGUUCUUGCUGUACUUGAAAUCAAGCUUGGGUUCAAUGCUUAUGCAAUUGAUUUCCAGAUUUCAAAGAAUUUGAUACUUUCUCCAGAAGAGAAAAUUAGGCUGUUUGUUGCACAAACAGAUAAUAUGGAGACAUCUGUUUGUAUUAAAAGUCCUGCCCAAGCAAACUUCCUCAUAAAUGGAAACGGAGUUGUGAAGAGGGAUAACGUUUUCAUGGACACAAGGCCACAGAUUCCAACAAUCAUAAACCAUUUUCUCAAAUAUGGAGCAAACACUCUCCAGGCUGUGGGUGAAUUUUAUGGGAAUUAUAUUGUUGCUGUUGCUUUCAUGAGCGAGAUGCCAAACCCCUUUAAUAGCACCCUGAAAGAUUAUGAGCAUAAAGCUUCUGCAACCGUGGAUUUAGAUUCCGAAAUAAUUGAGGGGCCAUCAAGGAUAUCACUAAAGUGCCCUAUUAGCUAUCAGCGUAUUGUGACUCCUGUCAAAGGGCAUUCAUGCAAUCAUCAUCAGUGUUUUGAUUUUAACAACUAUUUGAUAAUGAAUUCGAGAAGACCAUCCUGGCGCUGCCCAACUUGUAAUCACAAUGUAUGCUUCAUUGAUCUUCGUCUGGACCGAAAAAUGGUUAAGGUCUUGGAAGAGGUUGGGCCCAAUGUGUCUGAGAUAAUUAUAUCCUCAGAUGGCUCAUGGAAUGCUGUGAUGGAAAAUGAUGAUACCAAUAUGGGAGAUGCUGUUUCUGCCGAAUCUGUUGAUAUGCUGGAUCUAACCCAGGUUGAUGAUGAAGCAACUGAUGCUACAAAAAAUGGGGGAACAGAAGGCACAAACAAUGUCGUUGAUCAGUUUCAAUUCACAAGCCAGAAUGCAACAGACAGCUCUCAUAUAACCAACAUAAGUGGUGCUAAUCAGAAUGGGUCUCAAGUUCUGAAUGGCUUUUCAUCUGGAAUUUCUAUCCCCGCACCUGUUCAACCUCAUCUGUUGCCCACCAUCCCGGCCCCAAAUCCUGCACUCCAACACAGUUGCCCCAGAAGUAUUACUCCAAAUACUUUCUCUGCAGCUUUGCAAGCCUCUCCUGUUCCAAACUUCUCCUCUGAACAUCCUGUUCAAAACCUAUCCCCUGCUGUCCUACAACGCUUUACAAGCAACGGGAAUGGUUUUAUUGAAAAUAGUGUUUUAGCACCUGCCAUGGCCAUGGCCGCACCACUUGGUGCCCCAUCCCCAACUCCUGUGCUCCAACAAAAUUCUGGAAAUGGUCUGAGCUCUUUAAGCAAAGAUAGCUUGUUUCCAAUGUCGGUCUCUCCCAGUAAAACAAGCAUCCCUUCAGGAGAUCACUACGCUGCCCUGAAAUAUCUAGUCCCUGGUGGUCAACCGCAUCAGGAAAAUUUGUUUGCACUAAAUCAACAUCAACAACAGAAUGCUGGUGGCUUUAAGAGCUCAAAUCUGAUGCAAAAUGCACAGUGGAUUUCAAAUGAACAGAGCUACUUUAACAGAAAUGGGAUUGGGAUGCCAAACCUCGGGAUCCCUCAACACUGGAGUCAACAAUCUCCGAGCCAAAUCCAAUCAUCUGUGCAGCCUUUUCACAACUCCCUGCUCCCACAGAGCCAUGUGGAAAGCAGAAGCAUUCCUGAAACAGGUGCAUCGAUCGUUGAAAAAGCUCAUUUUGUUGCGGGCUUCAACAGAAAUGUCCUAAUGCAGGUGGAUGCUGAUAAUAUGAUGGGCUUGCCUUCAUAUUCCGCAAUUCCUGACGGUUCUAAUAUGCUGCAAUUGAUGGGAAACGAAAUGGGCAACAUUGGAGGCAUAGGAACUGAAACAUAUGAUCCUGAUUGGCAUCCUGCUCCUCCGACUGGGCUAGUUUAUGCUGAUGAUGCCUUGAACCAGUUCACUAUCUCGCCCCAUAAUCAAGAAGUUGAAGACAUAAAUGCGACGACUUCUUUCCCAACUGACAUGGCCUACUAUGAUAUGUGGGGUGGUGUUGGUGCGGGCUCUGCUCUUGCACCAAAUGGCUAUCCAUUUGCAGCAGGACCAGCUUUGGGGUGGGAUGGGAUGCCCAUGCCCUGACUGCACUUGCUACCCUUUCUGGUAUGUGCUAUGAAUCUUGAGCUAAACUUAUAGUAUUAUUAUUACAGCAAAACUUGAAUUUGAGGAUUGCUUAUAACUAUGGAGGUUUGCAGAUCUAUUAUUACUAUCAAGUAUUAUUAGUAAAGAAAAGCUAGUAUGGAGGAUUGAUUAUAACUAUGGAGUUUUGCAGUUGUGGAUCUGUGGAAUCUUGAUUCUAUGCUACUUAGUAUGUCAUUUUGGAUGUUAUUGUGUUUGGUUUGUGUUUUCGUGUUUGAAUAGCGAUUUAAUGUGAUAGUUGUGAAAGAAAAUAGUGUAUGUCUAUAAAGAAACGAGGAGAUCCAAAGAGAACAUGGAGACAGACAAGUAUACUCAAUUAUCAUUUUUGUAAUUCAUUUAUUUCACUGGCAAAAUAUAUUUUAUAUGUUUGCAAAGUUCGUUGUUUUUGUCCUUUGGCCAUGCGUGGGACAGCCGUGGUGUGAACACCACGGCGACUAAAGAAUACAAACGUAUAAAUAUAUUUUGCCAGCGAGAUAAAUAAAAUAGAAAAGUGAUAUUUGGAUAUACAUGAAGGAUAUUAUUUGCAAUUUUUCGUAGGCUUGAAGAACACAAAACUCUUAAUU
Andrographis paniculata is the source of this 3367-nucleotide messenger RNA. Its product is annotated as E4 SUMO-protein ligase PIAL2-like. NCBI's taxonomy places the organism in Eukaryota, Viridiplantae, Streptophyta, Magnoliopsida, Lamiales, Acanthaceae. The record is from RefSeq and is a predicted model, not a curated record. Gene Ontology annotation, biological process: protein sumoylation. The transcript is spliced from 18 exons. Gene Ontology annotation, molecular function: zinc ion binding; SUMO ligase activity. Bases 99 to 2747 code for a protein of 882 amino acids.